Paracoccidioides brasiliensis Pb18 is the source of this 228-nucleotide messenger RNA. RefSeq lists its product as uncharacterized. The record is from RefSeq and is a predicted model, not a curated record. The transcript is spliced from 2 exons. The coding region runs from base 1 to 228 and encodes 75 amino acids.
AUGACAAGUACAUCAUGCCAUGCUUUCAAAAUGAAUGUGAUUGUAGAUAAUAUCGAUGAAGUAUAUAGGCUCGCUGAUGAAUAUGCAUUCGAACAUGUUCAGAUUCUCACCCAACACCCGCGGGAGGCGGGCGUUAGAGAAGAUUCGAAAUUACGGUACCAUUCUGAAGUGUCCAAGCCUCGGGAAUGUGUUCGGAACAACGUCCUCCCAACUCGCAAGGACGUCUGA